Molecule: messenger RNA, 375 nt
Organism: Seminavis robusta
Lineage: Eukaryota; Bacillariophyta; Bacillariophyceae; Naviculales; Naviculaceae
Source: the annotation of a GenBank genome assembly
AUGGUAGCAGGGGACUUCAACACGGACCUAGGAGAGGAAAAGCGUGGCUUGGAUCAUCUAUGCUCAGAGUGCAAUCUCAUUGAUCCCAUUCUGACAACACCUGGAGCAGCAGACUUCUCAACUUACAACCAUGGCAAGAACAUUCUGGACUACAUCUUGAUCGAUCAAGAACUGCUCCCAACAAUUGUUCGAUGUGGUUAUGAAGCCUUCCACGCUCAUGUCAUUAGUGAUCACAGAGGAGUCUACAUCGACGUUGACACAGACCUGUUCUUUGGGGUUGAUCCACAGGUUUUGUCAGAAAACAAGCAAGGGACAUCAUCAGUACAAAAGCUCACCAAAUUGGGCCUUAUUUCGACAACAAACACCAACAUUUAG